CUACUUCCAUGAGUUGACCUCUGCUGGCAGAGACCUCGGCAUCGGAGGAGCUUCAGCUUCAGCUAGGAUGGCGAACGUGUCAGUGGCGGCGGAGUGGCAGCUCCUCUACAACCGGUACUACCGGAAGCCGGAGCUGUACCCUAUGCGAUGGAAGCACAUCGAUCUGAGCCGCAACAAGGUAGCCUGCGCCCCCUUCGGCGGACCCAUCGCCGUGAUCCGGGACGACUCCAAGAUCGUCCAGCUCUACGCCGAGUCCGCCCUCCGCAAACUCCGAAUCUUCAACUCCGCCGGCGUUCAGAUCUCCGAGACCGUCUGGAAGCACCCGGGCGGCCGGUUGAUCGGCAUGGCGUGGACGGAUGACCAAACCCUAGCAUGCCUCGUCCAGGAUGGCACUAUCUUCCGCUACAACAUCCACGCCGAGCUCGUCGAGCCGAGCAUUUCGAUGGGGAAGGAGUGCUUCGAGCAGAACGUGGUUGAUUCCGUCUUCUGGGCCAACGGGGUGGUGUGCCUCACGGAGUCUCAAAGAAUCUUCUGCGUGGCGGACUUUAAGAACCCGAAGCCACAUGAGCUAGCGGAACCAGGAUUGGAGGACUCCGCGCCGCUCUGCAUGGCAGUGAUCGAGCCUCAGUACGUGAUGUCGGGGAAUGUGGAGGUGCUGCUCGGGGUGACAGAGGGGGGGCUGGUAGUGGUAGAGGAGGACUCCGUGCAGAGAGUGGAGACCGUGGGAGGAGAAGUGCUGGGGCCCCUGCAGAAGCUGGCUGUUUCCGGUGAUGGGAAGUGGCUGGCAGCAUUCACACAUGAUGGGCAGCUGUUGGUUAUGCCCACUGACUUUUCUGAGAUCAAGUUUGCGUGCAAUUGCGAGUCCGCCCUUCCUCCAGAGCAGCUAGCUUGGUGUGGAAUGGACAGUGUUGUACUUUAUUGGGAUGACAUGCUUUUAAUGGUGGGUCCUAUUGGUGAACCAGUGCGGUACCUCUAUGAUGAACCAGUCAUUCUUAUUCCAGAGUGUGAUGGAGUGAGAAUACUAUCUAACAGUAGUAUGGAGUUUCUACAACGGGUUCCUGAUUCCACUGUAUCUAUAUUCAAAAUUGGGAGCACGUCCCCAGCUGCUUUACUCUAUGAUGCUUUGGAUCACUUUGACAGAAGAAGUGCAAAGGCAGAUGAGAACCUCAGGUUGAUAAGAUCUUCCUUGCCUGAGGCUGUUGAAACUUGUAUUGAUGCUGCUGGUCAUGAGUUUGAUGUUUCACGUCAGAGGACACUGUUAAGAGCAGCCAGCUAUGGGCAAGCCUUUUGCAGUCACUUUCAACGCGAUCGUAUACAAGAGAUGUGUAAAACCUUGAGGGUCUUGAACGCUGUGCGCAGCAGCGAAGUUGGAAUCCCUCUUAGCAUUAAGCAAUAUAAGUUACUUACGCCAUCAGUUUUGAUUGCUCGUCUGAUCAAUGCUCACCAACACCUUCUUGCUUUACGGAUUUCAGAGUACCUGGGACUUAACCAGGAGGUGGUGAUAAUGCAUUGGUCAUGUUCAAAGAUAACAGCUUCUUUGGCAAUUCCAGAUGCAACUCUUUUAGAAAUCUUACUUGACAAGCUGAGACUAUGUAAAGGAAUAUCAUAUGCAGCAGUUGCUGCUCAUGCUGAUAAGAAUGGCAGAAGGAAGUUGGCUGCCAUGCUUGUUGAACAUGAGCCACGAUCAUCUAAACAGGUUCCUCUUCUGUUGAGUAUAGGAGAAGAAGACACAGCAUUAGCAAAAGCCACUGAAAGUGGUGAUACUGACCUUGUUUAUCUCGUCCUAUUUCAUAUCUGGCAGAAGAGGCCUGCCCUAGAAUUUUUUGGAACAAUACAAGCCAAACCCCUUGCACGUGAUUUGUUCAUCACAUAUUCCAGAUGUUAUAAGCAUGAAUUCUUGAAGGACUUCUUUCUUUCAACUGGACAACUUAAUGAGGUGGCUUUCCUUCUGUGGAAGGAAUCAUGGGAGCUAAGUAAGAAUCCGAUGGCAAGCAAAGGGUCUCCACUUCAUGGUCCGCGCAUUAAACUUAUUGAGAAGUCUCAAGGUCUCUUUUCAGAGACCAAGGAACAUAAUUUCGAAUCCAAGGCUGCGGAAGAGCAUGCAAAAUUGUUGAGAAUACAGCAUGAGUUGGAAGUGUCUACCAAGCAGGCCAUUUUUGUUGACUCCAGCAUCAGUGACACAAUCCGCACAUGUAUUGUAUUGGGAAAUCAUAGGGCUGCAAUGAAAGUGCGAACUGAAUUUAAGGUCUCUGAGAAGAGAUGGUAUUGGCUAAAAGUAUUUGCUUUGGCAACAAUCAGAGAUUGGGAUGCACUAGAGAAGUUCUCAAAGGAGAAGCGGCCGCCCAUUGGCUUCCGUCCAUUUGUGGAGGCUUGCAUUGAUGCUGAUGAGAAAGGAGAAGCUCUGAAGUACAUUCCAAAACUUGCAGAUCCCCGAGAAAGAGCUGAGUCCUACGCUAGAAUUGGGAUGGCCAAGGAAGCUGCUGACGCAGCAUCUCAAGCGAAAGAUGGAGAGCUGCUUGGUCGAUUGAAGCUGACUCUCUCACAGAAUACAUCAGCAUCGUCCCUAUUCGACACUCUUCGGUCGUCCUUCCAAGGUGUUUCAUAGCCUCUUCAACCUUUCAUGCCAAGCCUUCCUCUCUCAUUUUCGAGUUGAUCUUUCAUAUCGGUGUGAAUAUAUGUUGGGAAACCGCAAGUUGGUGUGGAUGUAUGGUGCGAGGGAUGUAAAAUCUUUUGACUGUUCUUCGUGGCCAUUUUGCUUCUUGGCUUUCCAUUUUGCUCCGGAUAAACCUCUUCCCUUUCCGUCGAGUCAGCUGAUUUUUCGCGUUGUUCUUGUUAUGUUUAUUGAUAUCUCUUUUUUUGUAUUUAAAACAAUUUCUCUGUAGAGAUGUGAUUAUUGCAAUGGAGGAAAGGAAUUGCUUUUUAUGAA
This is a messenger RNA of Punica granatum (pomegranate), 2926 nucleotides long. The record is from RefSeq and is a predicted model, not a curated record. Lineage: Eukaryota; Viridiplantae; Streptophyta; Magnoliopsida; Myrtales; Lythraceae.